AUGAAAGGCCAAAAUUGUUCAGAGCAACAACGAGUAUUGAAGCAGAUGCGAAAAGAUGCAGAAAAAAAUAUAAGAUGUGCAGAGGAAAAAUCUAAGCAAGAAAGAUAUAAAGAACAAAGGCGAGAAGCGAAAAGACAAGAGCAACGACGAAGAGAGGAGAAGAUACGAGAAGAGAUAAGAGAAGAGAUGAAACGUCUAGAGGAAAGACAAGAGGAAAGACUUACACAGGAAAUGUAUACAGAGCAAGAACGAGAAGAAAAAAGACAAGAAGAGCAAAGACGUAUAGAGCAAAAACGAGAGCUGGCUCUGGCCGAUACUUGUAAUAGGCUCACAAAGAUAGAGGCCUUGUAUCACGCUUUAAGUAUAAAGGCUAACAAUUUCACUAUUGAUCAAGCCUCUGGUAGCUUGAUUGUUGAUCGAAAAGAUGGCCAGCCAGAUGAAAUCAGACGCGAGUCCCCGCCGUCAUCGAUUGGUGGAAUCCUUACACCGGUCUCUACUAUCCCAUCAUUUGACGCUUACGCUUUGGUUGACGAGAAUACCCUUGAGGAUCCAAUAACACUGCCAAAACGCAUUCGCACUCGCGAAGCGCUUCUUUUAGAUCUGAUUACCACGGAGCUUCGUGAUAUGAUAAUUAUCGCCACCUGUUCAUGGUGGCACACAUGGAACCCUCUUGGCUCAUGGCUACCAGCAUCGAUGGCCGACAAAAAUACCUCCACAUUACCAGACUUUGUCCAUUGGGCAUUCGAAUCUCACGAUCCUUCGAUCAUUGGCAUAGCAAUACUUUGUAUCGCUGUGUGUCUUCAACAGUUAGACACUAGAGUUCAUCAGUACAUCAUCCGUCAACUUCCUGGCUUACCAGGAGCACUUUUCCAAGAGUACUUUGAAAAAGUGAAUCGCCUCGUUAUAGAUGAUUCGGAUUAUGCGAGUACCGAGGAGGGCAUUGAUGCAAUAGUGUUCUCGGCUAAGAUUUAUUUGAAUCUUGGCCUCAACAGAAAGUGCUGGGUACUCACCCACCAAGCAAUAGCCUACAGUAAGCUUCUUGGACACCAUCGUCCAAAUCGCCUCUCCGAAAACGAAACCGAGGUCCAAAGACUUCACCGAAAUCAAUCAUGGCUAUCAUUAUGUGCCGGCGAUGUCUACCUAUCUCUUAUCCUCGGCCUCCCUUAUGCAGCAGACGGACGUACCAUUCCAAUAAUUCAAAGCCAGCACAACACUACAUCAUUAUUCCACCACAAUAUCAUCCUUCUAUCCGCGAAAGUCAUCCGUAGAAAUCAAAGAGGCUUAAGUCUCUCAAUGUCAUGCACAUCAGAAAUCCAGAAAGGACUCGAAGUCACCACGGAAAAUCUUGAUGAAUCAUUUUGGAACGCACCAGUUUCAUUGGCAAAAGGAAAGAUCACCCGCGAGGAGUAUCUCGAGCAAAUAACUGCUCAAUGUUGGUUCUAUCAACUAUCAGUUCUUCUCCACAUGCCUCUCAUGAUACAUGCAAUCAAAGAUGCCCGACUCGAAACCCAUCGCAUCGCAUGCUUAGCCGCUUGUCGAAAUCUUUUGAAGCUAUAUCAUACCAUGCGUUCUGAUACGUUUGCCGCCUUUAGUAUGGUGAGAUUGCUAGACCAACAAGCAUUCGUCUGUUCCGCCUUAUUGAUUCUCGGUUUAUUGGGCUAUGGAAGUCCCACCCCACAACAUCAGGGAGGGAUAAGCCAGGAUAACGAUAGAGUUUUGAUAGGUAUAACGAUUGCAACACUCAGACAAACGAGUAGUACGGUUAACAAUUUGAUUGCGAGCCAAGCGGUUCAGGGACUAGAAACGCUGAUGUUGUUGGGGAAUAGCGAUUGCCCGCCGAAGGGGCGGACGCAUACAUUUGAGAAUGGUAAUCCCUUGGCAAAUAUUGUGAUUCCUUGCGUCGGAAUCAUCACGAUAUCACCUGGAGAAUACUACUGCAAUUCGAAUUCGUAUUCACGAGUGGAGAAAACAGUCAUACUCAAUGAAGCACAAGUGGAACCUUUUCUGGCGUUUACACUUUCGCAUGAUGUUUUUCAUGCAGAUUCCGGUUCCGCUAAUCAACCCUCUAUGAUGGCAAUCAUUAUUACCAUCGAUGACAGAGAAGCAAGUGGGCCUGGGGAAGGAAAUCAUAACCGUUUACAACCGGAGCUGCCACCGAAUGGUUUUGAUCGGGGUACUCGCACGACCGAUGUUGAGGAAGGCUGGGGUUGGUUGAGUGAUGUGAAUUUUUGA
Messenger RNA from Sclerotinia borealis F-4128, 2232 nucleotides. The record is from the annotation of a GenBank genome assembly. Lineage: Eukaryota; Fungi; Ascomycota; Leotiomycetes; Helotiales; Sclerotiniaceae.